Molecule: messenger RNA, 1148 nt
Organism: Teleopsis dalmanni
Lineage: Eukaryota; Metazoa; Arthropoda; Insecta; Diptera; Diopsidae
Exons: 11
Coding region: 104-949 (281 amino acids)
Source: RefSeq, a predicted model, not a curated record
CUUUCUAAGCAGCUUUAGUUGUUAAUUAAGCAUCGCCGGGUAAAAACAAAAUAUAAGCGCGGAUUGUGUGUAAGAAAAAAGUUGCUAACAAGGCGAGCAAAAAAUGUUUCUAUUCAAAUAUUUAAUUGUUAGUUGCAGUUUAAUAUUUUGCAGCAAUAUAGUAGCAGCUGUAAUAGUAAGGAAGCGAUCGGACUCUGAAUCAACAGAGGCAAAGGCACCUACUGAGUACCAGCAAAUUUAUGAUCAGGUUCUAGGGGCACAGCAAUCGAAUAGUACUUCGAGCACGAAUCAUGACGAUGAGUUCGUACCAAUUGAAGCUGAAACUGAAGAACCAAUAUUAUUAAAAGAAAAUAGACCCAGUAAAAAAAGACCAGAUCAAUUUUCCUCUAACCGUGAAGUGUUUAAUGAAAACUCGAUGACAUCCGUACAAACAAAAAACUCAAAUAACGACUUCUCUCAACAAAACUCUGGUUCACUGAAUUAUCCACAGAACUAUGGCUAUCCGAGAGGUUCAUUUAAUAACGAAGGUUCAUAUAAUAAUCGUGAUGACCAGUAUCGUGGUGAAUCAGAGGAACGGUUUAGAAGUGCAUUUGAUGCUCAUCGUGCCUUCACAGAAAAUGCGCGAAAUAGGGCUAUGGCAUUACAAUCUUCACAAUUUCCUAGAAGCAACAAUUUCCCAAGUCCGACUUAUCACAGCGAUUAUACUAUGGGUCCUCUUAAUAGCUAUGCACAACCGCCUUUGCCACCUUAUCAAAGCUCUAACUUCGGUGGUUUCAGUAAUCCAGUUCCAGAUUUUCCUUCGUCCAAUUUUGGGGGAUUUUCACCCAAUGAAGGAGGAUUUUCUUCAUCACAACAGAGUGUACAUUACCGUUCUGAAUCGGGACCGGGCUUCUCACGCACUUCUGUAUUUGGUUCAAAUAAUGGUGUGCCUUUCGGCGCAGUCUUUUGAAGUCAAAAGUCAAAGUGGUUCCAUUUAACUAAUUUUAAUUUAUAUUAACUUUAAAACUAACCUAAAUAAUUAUUUUAAAUAAAUGUUGCAAUAUUUUUUUGCAAAUCUUUUAAUAGUCCAACCACUGUCUUGAUAAUUCAUAAGUUUGGAUCUUAAUUUUUGUGAAAUGAAAUGAAAUUUUUGAAGGCUGUACGCGAAC